Molecule: messenger RNA, 534 nt
Organism: Haemonchus placei
Lineage: Eukaryota; Metazoa; Nematoda; Chromadorea; Rhabditida; Trichostrongylidae
Source: the annotation of a GenBank genome assembly
AUGAACCUUGGUGAAAUUCCAGAUCCAGUGACGGUGAUUUCGGAGGAACGAUCACUUGUCAUUUCUUCAAAAUGCAAUCAAUUAAUCAACAAGUGUGAUACAAGAUUUCUCGAUCGGUUCUCAAAUGUGGAUCGAACAGCGAAGAGCUGCCAAUGCGUACAGGAAAAAAUCUGUUCGAUCAUCGGGAUGCACCAUUAUGCCGGCUGUCGUUCGUAUUCGACACUAUCUGUAGCAGGACAGAGGCUGAUCCGUUUAUGGAGCAUCGAUUCCAAGGAUCGCCGUUAUCGGUUCACCAACGAAGUCGGAAAGCGCUUUUCUGAUAAGCAAAGCUGGACCCUUGUUCAUUUCCAGUGUCCAAGACAAGAAAAUCCUUUCAGACAUCAGCAGCUUAUGAACGGUAACAGCCGCUUCUGUUGUCGAUCAAUAACACCGAAAAAAGCACGAUCUCUACGACUUCGAAUCAGAGCUGGAUCUGCUGAUGCAGGGCUGUUACCCAUGUUUUCGCUACUCAUUACUUAUCUCGUUCUACGGUAG